Molecule: messenger RNA, 1443 nt
Organism: Achroia grisella
Lineage: Eukaryota; Metazoa; Arthropoda; Insecta; Lepidoptera; Pyralidae
Exons: 1
Coding region: 1-1443 (480 amino acids)
Source: RefSeq, a predicted model, not a curated record
AUGAUGUCAAAUAUUAAUAAUAUAGUGCUUCCGGGACAUUUUAAUCCAAAAACAGACAAAUGGAGUGACUAUAAAGAACAAUUACUGUGUGCUCUCGAUGCCGCUGGCUAUGGUGAACAGAACAUUGAUAAAGCUCGUUCAUUGUUUUUAUCUCAAUGUGGAAAAGAGACUUAUGGUUUAAUUGUAUCCUUAUUAGUGCCACAUCGAUCAACUGAAGUGGAAUAUUCACAAAUUUUGCAAGUUUUGGACAAAUUUUAUGAACAGGAAAUUAAUGAAAUUUUACAAACGGAAAAAUUUCAUAAACGUCAUGAAUUACAAAGUGAAAGUAUUCAGGACUUUGUAGAAGCUAUAAGUUUAUUAGCUGUGAAGUGCAACUUUUCGGACUUACAACGUCAGUUGAGGGACAGGCUGGUAUUAGGGGUUAAUGAUGUGCGCUUGAAAAGGGAAUUAUUGAGAACAAAGGAUCUUACUUAUGAAAGUGCUCUUCAGUUGUGUCUCAACUAUCAAGCCACAUGUUUGGAUUUAUACCCCGAUACCAAGGUGCAGAAGCAAACUCUAUUCCAAGUUUCGGAACCUAUGGAAAUUGGUAGGAUAAAAUCGAAUGACUGUCCACAUUGUGUAAAAUUACACAAAACUGGUGAACGAUGCCCUUUCGCUAAAGCAAGGUGUUACUUCUGUAAGCGUUAUGGACACAUUGCUUCUGCGUGUGCAAAGAGACUGGCAAAAGUACACCAGACUACAGAAUGUGGUGAGGGAAGCUUAAAAUCCUUGGCCGAAGAGAUGUUGGGUGUGUAUAAUUGUGGGGAGAAUAACCUCCCAGUAAUUAAAGCAGAGGUGAGAAUAGAUGGAGUGAAUCUUUCUAUGGAAAUAGAUUCUGGAGCUUCAAGAACAAUAAUAUCAGAAGAAACUUACCACAAAUUAUGGGUUACACCACCCCCACUAAUUCCUACCAACAUAAAAUUGGCGAUAUGGACGCGUGAACCACUGCAGGUGUUAGGACUGGCUAAGGUUCGAGCUACUCUUGGUGGCAAAGAGGCACAAUGUGAGCUGUUGGUGAUAACAGGCAAAGGGCCAAGUUUAUUAGGAAGGAAUUGGUUCAAGCCUCUGGCGAUACAUAUUUCUGGAUUGUGCUGGACCUAUGAUGAAUUAACAUCCCUCACAAAUAAAUUUCCAAGUUUAUUCAAGAAUGAUUUAGGAAAAUAUACUGGUCCAGAGGUUUCUUUUCAUGUACGGCCUGAGAUGCCACCAAAAUAUUUCAAAGCUCGACCAGUGCCAUUUCCACUCAAGCAACAGGUGGAAACUACUUUAAUACAAAUGAUUGAUGAUGGCGUUUUGACACCAGUGAAGUAUUCAAAAUGGGCCACACCUAUUAGUGUUGUUAAAAAGAGGAUGGCAGCUUACGCAUAUGUGGGGAUUAUCGUGCCACAGUUAAUGUUGCUAUAA